This is a messenger RNA of Brienomyrus brachyistius, 5204 nucleotides long. Its product is annotated as monocarboxylate transporter 12-B-like. The record is from RefSeq and is a predicted model, not a curated record. The coding region runs from base 2600 to 3958 and encodes 452 amino acids. Lineage: Eukaryota; Metazoa; Chordata; Actinopteri; Osteoglossiformes; Mormyridae. Gene Ontology annotation, biological process: monocarboxylic acid transport; transmembrane transport. The transcript is spliced from 8 exons. Gene Ontology annotation, molecular function: monocarboxylic acid transmembrane transporter activity.
UAGGCGACUCGAAAACUAACGUAGUCGGCAUUGGAGGCAACUUCUGUUACACCACAGAACCAGCUUCCUCGUCGCUUUCGACGUCUUAAAAUUGGGAGGGGUGAUAUACAACCGUGCAUGAGGCUCCCCCUGGGACCUCUGUACUUUGUUUUACAUGUUGGGCUGAAGAUAAUGGACUUCUGCUGAGACAGAUAAAUGUUUUAUAUAUAUAUAUAUAUAUGUAUGAUCCUAAUGUAAGAAUACGGAAUUCAAAUGUCGAUCGAAGGGAGGCAAAAGCCUGCUACUCCGCAAAAAAACAACACUGCACGUCGAAUAACAAUCCAAAUUAUAACAUUAUAACAUACAUUUCUACCAUUAUUUUCACUAAAUAUUUAGAUUAAUGAAAUGUUUUUUUCAUUUUGCUUUCUUGUGUGACUUGUUGACUGCAGUUUGUUUUGGGAGGAGGGGUGCAAAGAACGAUGGAUAAGUUGUGACGAAACUCGUGUAAAAACUGAAACAUGCACAUUUAAAACACUUUGACUCAGCGAUUUUUACAGGACGAGCUUCGUGUGCAUGUUGGUAAUACAUGUAGCAUAAGAGGAAAACCCACAUCAGAAAUAUCCACGUACACGUGUGCAUUUGGUGUGUCUGGCCUUUUUAAGACAGCUUUUAGUAACUAUUACUUAAUAAAUUGUUUAGAACUAACAUGGUCUAACGUGAACGAGCAGCGUGCACAUUUAACUCUUUAAUUCAUUAAUUUCAAAACGCUUGCAAUGCAGACUAGCUGUGUAGUGUAAAGACUGACGACGUAUUUGGAUGAAAGUUUAAUUUUUUGCAUAGAAUAAAACACAACACAUGGGAGAAAAAGUAUUACAGUUUAGCGAACUCGAAGUACUGUUAACUAUCUCAUUUAGUCCGGAAAUAAAUGACACUUUAAAUAAAGUUGAAUUCUUCAGUAUAAAUCAUACUGUGGCAAUAUAUAGCCUCUGGAAUAAAUAGUUGCAGUGGGUGGUGUUUAACUGUUAUAACAUCAACCAAGUUUUUUUUUCUUCACGCAUUCAGGUAGUCAUCAGUUCCGAAUGAAAUAAGUGCAUUUAAGUACUAUUGUUUUAUAUCACUAGCUAUUAUACUGUUUUAUAUUGCAAGUCUUAUUUUUUAAACACUAAUCAUUUCGUGGUCGCCAUACAUUUUCCAUGCAUUAUUAUCAUACUAUUACUUAUUUCAGCAAAAAAAGUUCCUAAACUAAAUGUGAACACCUGAUUCUGUAAACGUUUUAAAGUGCGGUAUCUUUGAUGCUUCCAUGAAAAAAGCGAACUCUGCUUAUAAAUGAAAUAUCUAUUUUUUUUUUUUUUACCAAAUAUGAAUAGCUGGAAAACGGUCAUUCGUAGCCGGUGAUGUUUUUGUUGGACUCCCAGUGUUUAUCAUACGGCCGGAUUACGUAACGCUGUGUUUACCGAAGACGCAUCAAAGACGGACUCCGGCGAUUCCCGGCUCAGCUUUCCUGCCGUGAAACAAUGCAGAAGUGGCCUUACUGCUCCAGGCAUGUGGUGGCCGACGGUGCAGCAGCUGGAUCUGAGGAAUUGCCGCGUCCUGUUGCAUUUCCCAACCGGAUGGACAGCAGUAGUAUUAGGAAACCGAAUGCAUUGAACUGCAGGCAAAACUCUCCCUUUUCUAUAUACGGGAGGUCUCUGAAAAUUAAGCCAUGUGCAUUCAGUGUGGUGGCACUUUCGUAACAGUGUUAAUAUUGCAUUGAAAUGAAAGAUGGCGCUAAUCGUCGAAACUUAAACAAAAUAGCUGUGUUGGGCGCACCAUAAGCAUGUACGGGUCGCGGAAACCUUUACCGUAUUUGACUGGUCAGCGCAAGACAAGUGGUUCGACAGAAAAGAAAAAGCACACACGCGAUAGGGGUUCAUUUCCAGUCAAAGGCCGGGCCGGGAGAAAGGUGGGGGAAGGGCAUUGUGGGAAACAGGGCACUGGGGAGGGAACGAGAAAAAAAGCCCUAGUGGUUGAACUGGUCCUUCCGCUUCCUUUGCGUUGUGACACCAAGAGGGGAGCAACUGGCCCUCUUUCGUCAUUUCAGGUGGAGGAGAGGAAAGGUGGAGCCAAGAGCGGACUAAUCUGAACACCAACAAAGGCAUCCUCUGACCUUUUCUAAAUUAUGUUUUAUGCCUUUGAAGUAAAAAAAAAAAAAUGAUGUAGACAGUUGAGUAUUCGAUGUUAACAAUUUAUUUUAAUGCAACUAAAAUAUCUGUAUUUACAUUUUUUUUCUUUGUUGUUUUGUUAUGAUGACAGAGCAUUUGUAUGUGAUUGGGACCUGCUGGAUUUUUCAUACACUUUCCCAAAAGUAAGGCUUGAAUGGAGAGACACACACGUGCGUCUGUUUUUCGAUGGGGUCCCAGAGGUCAAGCAAAGGAGUUAAAGUGUAACACCUGAGGUCCCUGGACACUCCUCUUAGAAACGAUCUCCACCCCAAACCUCUAACAUUACAUUUCAUCCCCUACUAAGUUAUUUCAGAGGAAGGUUUUUCCAUGUCUGACAGUCUGCAGUGAGGGGCGUCCUACUGAGUGAAAUUGAAACCCAAGGCUGGGGAGAGAUUAGAGAGGCGUGUACACAGGCCCCCAUGGCUCAGGGGGGUAGGGGGGCUGGAGCUGCCCCCCCCGACGGAGGUUGGGGCUGGAUGAUCGUGGCUGGCUGUUUCGUCGUCACCGUCUGCACCCGGGCCGUCACCAGAUGUAUCUCCAUCUUUUUUGUGGAGUUUCAGAUGCACUUUGGGCAUGACUAUGCCGGCACUGCAUGGAUUCAUUCGCUGGUGGACUGCACCACUAUGCUUUGUGCUCCGCUUGGCAGCUUCAUUGGGAACCGGCUGUCCUUCCGCAUCACGGUGAUCCUGGGAGGCUUCUUGGCUUCCACCGGGCUGGUCAUGAGCUCCUUUGCCACCAGCCUCGAGUACCUUUACCUCUCCCUUGGCAUCCUCACAGGUGUUGGGUUUGCCCUCUGUUACACGCCAGCCAUCGCUAUGGUUGGCGUCUAUUUCCACGAAAGGAAGGCGUUGGCAUACGGGAUCGCCAUGUCCGGCAGUGGGAUCGGGACUUUCAUCCUGGCCCCAGCAGUACAGCUCCUGAUAGAGCACUUCUCUUGGCGUGGGGCGCUCCUGAUCGCCGGGGGGUUUGUCUCCAACCUGUGCGUCUGCGGGGCCUUGCUGAGACCUCUCACCUCCGCGGCGGGGGUCGAGAACGGGUCCGUGGUGGCGGAGUCCGAGGCAAGGGACAGGGCGGUGACUGCGAGAUGCUGCGAUGACCAGGAGCACCAUCGUUGCUGCUUCCGGCCCAUGCAGGAAUACCGAUUCCUGCUCAUGCCCAGCUUUGUGGUCCUGGCCACAUCUUUCCUCCUCCUCGCCAGUGGCUGUAGCCUGCCCUUCGUCUAUCUGGUGCCUUAUGCUCUGGAUGUAGGUGUCGGCCACCAGCAGGCUGCCCUCCUGAUGUCCAUCCUGGGGGUCAUCGACAUUGUGGGCAAUGUCACCUUCGGCUGGCUUACUGACAGAAGGUGCCUGAGGAAGCACCGCAGUGUGUGCUACAUGCUAGCCGUCGGCUUGGAGGGCUUAUGUUGCCUCUUUGCUCCUCUGUUGCGGAGCUUCCAGCUGCUAGUGCCGUUUGCGGUGCUCUACGGUUACUUCGAUGGGGCUUAUGUGGCCCUCAUUCCAGUGGUGACGUCGGAUGCCGUGGGCACGGCCCACCUCUCCUCUGCCUUGGGAGUCGUGUACUUCCUCCACGCCGUGCCAUACCUGGUCAGCCCGCCCAUCGGAGGUUGGCUCGUCGACCGCACCGGCUCUUACACGGCCACCUUCUUCCUCAGCGGCUUCGCUCUCAUCUGCAGCUCCCUGCUGCUCGGCGUAGCCGCCAUGGUUCACAGUUGCCGGGGACGGCGGAAGCACAGUGUCCACACCAACCCCAAGCUGCACAGCUUGGUCAACAGCCAUUGAUUGUUCGGACUCCCAAGGUGGAACCGAAGCUCACUCCUCUCCCUGGUUGUUCUACAUUGCAGUCUUUGUGCAACACCAAAAGCCUACUGUAUAUGUACAAUAAAAAUACGAAAGACAUUGCGGACCUCUCCUAAUGUGUUUUUUUGGCCUGCUUUUGUGCGUGGCCUCAAAGAUUCUGCCUUUCCGGCCUUUCUGUCAUUUGGAUUACUUUCUUUGUCACAUUCCCUCACGUUAUCUCGAGAACAAUAUUCAAACUGGCUUUCUAUUUGGGAGAAAUUCAUUAGGGUAUCUGUGCAUCUGUCCAUGACAGGUUACUCACCCAUUCGUCUAGGUCAAAGUGAUCCAGCAGAUGGCAGCAUUUGAGUAAUUUUAUGGAACAUAUACCAGCAUAUAGUAGCAAAAUGAAUUACGAGGUAUAUGUCUAUUUUGUAGAGGUUUGUGGACAAAUAGUGCUAAUCUGUAUUUAAUAUAUGGCUUUUUUUUUUAAACAAAAAUGGUUUAAUAGUAAUAUUUUCUUGCUUACAGGUGUUUGCAGUUGCACUAAAAAUUGUGGCUACUGUAAAUAGAAGUCAAAUCUAAUAAAACACACUGUUGUCCAUUUUAUGUUUUUUUGUCCAUGUGCUGAAAAAAAUACUUUAGUAUAAUGAUACUAUAUAAAUAAAUAAAAAUACUAUAAUAGUCAGAUUGAGAGAUGAUAUUUUGAGACUGAUGCUUUGUGUGCAAUCAGGAUAGCAGCAAAGAUAAUGUACGUAACAGUAUGCUAGUUGCCGGGAGGGGUGAAAUCAGUAGGAGUGUGACGUGUCGUCCCCACUCGACACAACCAUCUGUUUCCCUUUUCCAUGACAUUUUUGCAUUUAUCUGGCACCAAAGGUCACCUCUUCUCGUAGAUUUGUGCCCUGGGCCAAUAUAAGAUUUAGUCUGGUAAGUUACCAAAUACACAAGUUUAAAAAUGUGCUAUGGAAAAUUGACUUGGCAUGUACGCACAGAAAAAAUGCCAUUAUUGUAAUCGGUGAAUAAUAAAUUUGGAUUUUUUUUUGGUGACAGCAUUACCAUUUUUGUCCUGCCCCCAUCGUCCGCUCCUUCCGUGUGCCACGCCCCUUCGUUCACCAGGUGUUUCCUGUUGUUCUCAUUAGUUCAAUGUAUUUAAGCCUGCUUUUAAGUUUGUUUCCCCAGUCGGGUCAUUGUAAAGUCAGUGCGUGUUUGCCUGUGUAUAUCUACCCUUUGAUUAAACCCCGUGCCCCCCCAA